Messenger RNA from Mus musculus (house mouse), 2015 nucleotides. RefSeq names its product tubulin tyrosine ligase-like family, member 2 (gene Ttll2). The transcript is spliced from 3 exons. Gene Ontology annotation, molecular function: tubulin-glutamic acid ligase activity. Gene Ontology annotation, cellular component: microtubule cytoskeleton. The record is from RefSeq and is a predicted model, not a curated record. Bases 83 to 1738 code for a protein of 551 amino acids. NCBI's taxonomy places the organism in Eukaryota, Metazoa, Chordata, Mammalia, Rodentia, Muridae.
CACUGGAGAUGGCCAUUGGUCUUUAUGAAUCCAUUUUCCUGCCCAUGCUGUUUAUGAAAUCCUCACAGGCGCCACAGUACUUAUGACCAAUGCUGAUCCCAGAGGCAGGACUACAAUGGAUGGUCUGCAGAGUUUGGGUGAUGUGACUGCAGAGAUUUUUGGACUGCCACUAGAGGGACAUUCUGUACAGGAAAGCAAGCCUUUGAAGACAGAAGAUGAACCCCAAGGGGCCCCCUUGAAGCCACUGGUGUUCCGAGUGGAUGAGAGCACCCCUGGGCUCGUACAGAGUGUCCUCCUGGAGCGUGGGUGGGACAAGUUUGAUGAGCAACGUCAGGAUGUGGAGGACUGGAAUCUGUACUGGAGGUCGUCCUCCUUCCGGAGGGCGGAAUAUGUCAAUGUCAAACCCUGGCAGAGGCUCAACCAUCACCCAGGGAUGACCAAUCUCACCAGGAAGGACUGCCUGGCCAAACACCUGGCGCGCAUGAGAAGUCGCUAUGGUGAGUCUCUCUAUGAGUUCACACCCCUGACAUUCAUCAUGCCCACUGACUACACCAAGUUUGUGGCCAAGUACUUCAAGGAAAAGCAGGAUUUGGGUACCAAGCCAAGCUACUGGAUCUGCAAGCCAGCAGAGCUGUCUCGAGGGAGGGGGAUAAUCAUUUUCAGUGACAUCCGAGACCUCAUGUUCAAGGGCACGUAUGUAGUACAGAAGUACAUCUGUAACCCCUUACUCGUGGGUAGGUACAAAUGCGACCUCCGCAUCUAUGUCUGCAUCACUGGCUUUAAGCCUUUGACCAUUUACAUGUACCAGGAAGGGUUAGUGCGGUUUGCCACGGAGAAGUUUGAUCUCAGGAAUUUGGAAGACUAUUAUUCCCAUUUGACCAACAGCAGCAUCAACAAAUUGGGGGCCUCGUAUCAGAAGAUCAAAGAGGUGGUGGGUCAAGGCUGCAAGUGGACCCUCAGCAGGUUCUUCUCUUACCUCCGCAACUGGGAUGUGGAUGACCUGUUACUGAGGCAGAAGAUCAGCCACAUGGUGAUUCUCACAGUCCUGGCCAUGGCUCCCUCAGUCCCCGUCACCUACAACUGCUUCGAGCUUUUUGGAUUUGACAUCCUUAUUGAUGAUAACCUGAAACCGUGGCUUUUGGAAGUCAACUACAACCCUGCUUUGACCUUGGACUGUUCCACGGAUGAGUCGGUCAAGAGAAGCCUUGUCCAUGAUGUUAUUGAGCUAUUAUACUUAAACGGCCUCAGAAGUGAGGAGAAAAAGUGUGGGAGAACUUCUCCAGGAAACUCCGUGGUCUCCCUUGCCAGGAGCCAUCACCAUGAGUUUUGUGCGACCCCCAAUUCCUCUUCCUAUGCAUCUCUCAUAGAGUUUACGACGGGCAGUAAAAGCGACCCAGCUGUCCAGAACAUCUGUCCCAAGCACACUCGAACCUCCCAGUUGAGAGAAAUGAUGAGCAGGCGGGACAGACUUCUGACAAAAGAGGCAGCCAAAAGCAAGCCAAGGCACAAGGCUUGGCACUUGCCUCGCAAGAUGGUCUUCCCGUAUGCGUCUCAGUCACAGCCUCACAAGAUGAAGGGGCCUGCGGGCGACCUCCCGGAAGCUGGAAGCACACCAAACGACCACGCCGGCAACUUUGUCCUCAUCUUCCCGUUCAACAAGGCUACUUUCAGAGCCUCCAGGAAUGGGUUAAAUGUCAAAAGAAUCAUUCAAGAGCUCCAGAAGCUAAUGAAUAAAUAACUCUUUAAGUGAUAAAAGCUAAAAUGAAGAAGUGAGGUGAAUUUUUGAAAAGUAAAGAUUUCUGUAGCCAGGGGAAGCCAUAGGGCCAAGGCCCUGACCCGCACCUUUAGCACACACAUUGUUACUGGGUGCAGAGGCACAGGGUGGAUGGUCAGACACCGGUCACACUGCUACUGUCUCGAAUGCUACCCAUUACCACAAUCAAACAGUGUGUUCCUUAUAACGUAAGGGGGGAAAAAGAACAAAAACAAAAAAUAUAACAUCUUAAAGGGAUUUC